AUGUUCCUGCUGCUCUUUACAUCAGUCGUGCUGGUCGGAUGUCCCCUCGGGAAAACCUUCAUCCUCCAACCAGAGGAACCUGCAGCAGAUCAGUUGUCUCCUGCCAUCAGGACCAGCAGAUGUCAGGCCGAGUCCCUGCAGAGUGUCCGAAAGGUCAUUCUGGACUCGUUAAACCUGCAGGCCGAGCCUCACAUGUCUGUUCCUGGGAUGGCUGCGAUUCGGGAUCAGUGGAAAGUUGCCUUCAAAGCCACCAGCCAAUCAGAGCCCACGCAGCUAAACAACGCUGAGAACCAAAUAUCCUCAGAAUAUUCCAGCCCGGCGAAUUUGACUGUCCUCCAGUGCUGCAAACUGGCCUCCCAGGUCUUCAUCAGAGAUCUAGGCUGGGACACGUGGAUCAUCUACCCAGAGAGCUUCACCUACGUCCAGUGCAGUGUGUGUAACCCUCAGGUGGAUCAGAGCAUCGUCCACUGCGGUGGAGACCGGCUGUCCGCCUCUCAGGUGCCAUGCUGCGAGCCCACCGAGCGCAACCUCACGCCCUUGCUCUACCUGGACCACACGGGCAGCCUCGUCAUCGCCUCCGUACCGCUGACCCGCAAAUGCGGCUGCAGACCCGGGACCGGCCCCCAAACCCCCAAACCCUGA
Molecule: messenger RNA, 642 nt
Organism: Colossoma macropomum (tambaqui)
Lineage: Eukaryota; Metazoa; Chordata; Actinopteri; Characiformes; Serrasalmidae
Product: bone morphogenetic protein 5-like
Exons: 5
Coding region: 1-642 (213 amino acids)
Biological process (GO): BMP signaling pathway; SMAD protein signal transduction
Cellular component (GO): extracellular region
Molecular function (GO): cytokine activity; growth factor activity
Source: RefSeq, a predicted model, not a curated record